AUGAACAUUUCUAUAGGAAACUCAGAACUGACCCUACUUCUGACUUCUAGACAAAGGUAACCAACUAUCUGACAUUUGCUCUUGAUCAGAACUGGAUCUCUAAGCAUGAAUUUGACUACCUUCAUUGCAAAUUCCCUGUCAUACCUGUUUUCUAUACGCUACCUAAGAUCCAUAAGAGCCUAUACAAAUCUAAGGGCAGACCCAUCGUUGCCAGUAUUAACUCUCAUUAAGCCUAUUGUGCAAAAACUCAGAGCAUUCGUCAAAGAUUCUACAGAUGUGAUAAACAAAAUAUCAGAACUGUCUAAUCUCCCGGACAAAAUCAUAUUGGGUACAUCUAGAGAGCCUCUACACUAA
Coregonus sp. 'balchen' is the source of this 354-nucleotide messenger RNA. The record is from the annotation of a GenBank genome assembly. NCBI's taxonomy places the organism in Eukaryota, Metazoa, Chordata, Actinopteri, Salmoniformes, Salmonidae.